CGCUGCUGUUUCUUUGUUGAGCUUGUUGCUUCGUUGUUUCUUGCUAAUAUUGUUCUGAUACCCUUUUCUACCACACCUUCAAUCUUUCAAUCUACCCGCCACAAUGUCUGAACGCCCCGAGAACAUUGGUAUCAAGGCCAUUGAGCUUUACUUCCCCAGCCAGUGUGUUGAUCAGUCUGAACUCGAGAAGUUCGAUGGAGUUAGCGCUGGAAAGUACACCAUUGGUCUCGGCCAGACCAGAAUGAGCUUCUGCGACGACAGAGAGGACAUCUACUCCCUCGCCCUGACCGCCGUCUCUUCGCUCCUCCGCAAGUACAAGAUCGACCCCAAGGACAUUGGUCGUCUCGAAGUCGGUACCGAGACCAUCCUCGACAAGUCCAAGUCAGUCAAGUCUGUCUUGAUGCAGCUUUUCAAAGAGUCGGGUAACACCAAUGUUGAGGGUGUCGACACCGUCAACGCUUGCUACGGUGGCACCAACGCACUUUUCAACGCCAUUAACUGGGUUGAGUCCUCGGCUUGGGACGGUCGCCUCGCCAUUGUCGUGGCUGGUGACAUUGCUCUUUACAAGAAGGGUGCCGCCAGACCCACUGGUGGUGCUGGCUGCGUUGCCAUGCUGGUUGGCCCUGACGCUCCCCUGGCUUUCGAGCCCGGCCACAGAGGCAGCUACAUCACUCACGCCUACGACUUCUACAAGCCCGACCUGACCAGCGAGUACCCCAUCGUUGACGGCCAAUUCUCCAUCAAGUGCUACACCCAGGCCGUUGACGCCUGCUACGAGGCCUACAACACCCGUGAGGCCCAGCUCAAGUCAAAGGCCAACGGUGCUGGCAACGGCAACGGUGUCCACGCUGAGCCCGAGACUCCUCUUGACCGCUUCGACCACAUGUGCUUCCACGCCCCUACCUGCAAGCUGGUCUCCAAGUCGUACGCCCGUAUGCUCUACAACGACUACAAGCUGAACCCCGAGAACCCCGUCUUCGCCGAGGUCCCCGCCGAGAUCAAGGACAUGGACCUUGAGAAGUCAUACAGCGACAAGACUGUCGAGAAGACCUUCAUGGCCCUCUCCAAGAAGCGUUUUGCUGCUCGUGUCCAGCCCUCAAUCCAGGUCCCCACCAUGUGUGGUAACAUGUACUGUGGAUCCGUCUACGGCUCUCUCUGCGCUCUUCUCUCCAACGUCUCAUCGCAGGACCUCCAGGGCAAGCGUGUCGGUAUCUUCUCAUACGGAUCUGGUCUCGCCUCAUCCUUCUUCUCUUUCCGAGUCAAGGGCAGCACCGAGGAGAUGCACAAGCAGAUUGACCUCCAGAACAGACUCGACUCGCGCAGAGUUGUUGCCCCUGAGGUCUACGAUGAGAUGUGCAACCUCCGUGAGCGCGCACACUUGAAGAAGGACUACUCGCCUGCAGGCAAUCCCGAGACCCUCUUCCCCGGCACAUACUACCUGACAAAGGUCGACGACCUGUUCAGAAGAGAGUACGCCAUCAAGCAGUAAAUGUUUUGAUUACUACAGAUUGGUGGGGAGAGCAUAUGAUGGCAUCGUGGUGGAGACCAGACGUUGGCACAGACGACAGAGCGAACCCGAAAGCCGCCUGUCUUUGUGUUGGCAGAAUGCUUCAUCGCUCGUGUCUCGGCUCUCGAAUUCUUUUUUAAUUUCUUCUUCUUUUCUCGAAUCACAGAUGGAAUAGCGGCGGCAUACGACUUGUAGUGUACUUUGAAACGUCUUGAAGCCUCGAUAGUGAGAGGCCGGACGAUAACGAAUAUGAAAAGC
Messenger RNA from Aureobasidium pullulans EXF-150, 1765 nucleotides. Its product is annotated as hydroxymethylglutaryl-CoA synthase. The record is from RefSeq and is a predicted model, not a curated record. Gene Ontology annotation, molecular function: hydroxymethylglutaryl-CoA synthase activity. Gene Ontology annotation, biological process: ergosterol biosynthetic process; acetyl-CoA metabolic process. NCBI's taxonomy places the organism in Eukaryota, Fungi, Ascomycota, Dothideomycetes, Dothideales, Saccotheciaceae. The transcript is spliced from 3 exons. The coding region runs from base 104 to 1489 and encodes 461 amino acids.